AUGGAUAUCAGUGACAUUUCUGCUUCCCAAUUGGCGACAAGUCCACCACCGAUAACAACCAUCGAUUUCAACUCAUCCAUCGAAGAGUCGCCGGCGAAAAGAGUGAAAUUCGCUCCAGAACUCACCAAAUCAUUCGAAGAAACACUCAGCCCGACGGUCACACUUGUUCUUCGCAAUAAUGAAGAAACUUUCGAUCGAUGCCUUCUAUCAUUCUACUCCAACUAUUUCCGUGUGCUCUUCUCCUCCAAAUUCAGAGAUUCAAAGUCAACAACUCACAGGAUUCGUCUGAUCUCUGCGCCAGAUCUUCAUUUGUUACUCACCAUCCCAAAGGCUUUUGAACAAGGAAUAAAACCCAACAUUUCCUUGCAAAAAGCUGUGGAGCUUCUUGAACCAUCGGCUUUUCUCCAAAUGAGCAUUCCACUUGAUUAUAUCACCGACGUCAUUUGUGCAAAUUUGACACAUGAGAAUAUAAUCAAAAUCUUCCGCCUCGCUCUAUUAUACCACACGACGCUAGCUGUUCGAGUCUGGCGAGCCAUGGUCAGGAAAUUCCAAACGCUAUUCGCCACAAAUGUCUAUUUGACGCUGAAAGAGAACGAGUUAAUUGGACUACUCACUGAUAAACAUUUGAACUUGAAGAGUGCAGAUGAGAAAACUGUUGUUGUCAACUGGAUCAAGCACAACUCUCCACUUCAGUCAGAUCGUAUGGCCCAGUUUGCUCAACGAAAUUUCUCCAGGCAGCCUCAGCCAGAUGCCACGAAGUAUGAAGUAAUUCGUACUCGACAGCCAAUGGAUGCAAUCGUCUGCUUUGGUGGAUGGGCAAGUCGUGGUGUUGCUCAAAAUAUUGAAGUGUUUAAUACGAGAAGUGACCGUUGGCAAACGUGUAACUUCAACUACGAUAUACCGAACAUUCGCCGAGCAUACCAUGGCAUUGAAGUCGUUGAGGACAAGCUGAUUGUGUACGGUGGAUUCAACGGCACUCAGCAGUUUCAGACAACGGUUCUCUUUGAUUUGUCAACUAAAGAAUGGAGGAGCGGGGCGAAUAUGAAUGAUAAGAGGUGCUAUGUCACGUCAGCAAGGAUCAACGAUUCGCACGGAAGGCCUCUGAUCUUCGCUUGUGGAGGAAUGAAUGGAGUUUCUCGACUGAAGACUGCCGAAAUGUACGACUACCGUGCAGAUCAAUGGUCAGAGGUUGCUAAUAUGGCGCAAAUGCGAUCCGACGGAGCCGUGGUGACGAUUGACAACAAGAUAGUUGUCAUUGGAGGAUUUGACGGACGGAAUAUUCAUCAAGGAGGAGAAGUUUAUGACCCAGUUCUUGAUCUAUGGCAUCCUCUCUCAUCAAACAUGCGGACACGUCGCACGGGCUGCACAGCAGUCUCAAUAAUGAAUCAAGUUUGUAUGAUAAUUGGUGGAUUCAAUGGGAACCGUCGGCUUGAUUCUGCUGAAAUUUACGAUAUGCGGGAGGGUCUGUGGCAUCCGGUGCCAUCAUUGCACACUGCUAGAUCCAACUUUUCCGCGUGCCAAAUGGAUACCUGCUCGAUUUAUGUGGCUGGUGGAUUUGAUGGUCAGGCGACGACAAAGGAAUCGGAAAGGUUGGAUUUGCGAUCGAAAAUGUGGCAGGCUCUUCCUGACAUGUCAGAAGCCAAGUCGGCUCUCCGUAUGGUUACACUGUCGGAUCAUCCAUUCCUCGACGAACUGUUCGAUAUUCCUGAUGACACUGGCAUCAUUACGACGUGGUGAUUAUCUUCUUUUUCUUCUUCAUCUGCCCCUGAAAACAAUUCACUUUCUAAAUCGAUGACAACGACACUUUUGUAUAAAUUUCAAUCAAUCGAUAUAACACCUACACCCAUCCCAAUCGAACGCGUUGACUGAUGUAUUUCAAUGAAUGAUUUGAUUUUC
Caenorhabditis elegans is the source of this 1896-nucleotide messenger RNA. RefSeq names its product Kelch repeat-containing protein kel-10 (gene kel-10). The record is from RefSeq and is marked reviewed. Bases 1 to 1737 code for a protein of 578 amino acids. Lineage: Eukaryota; Metazoa; Nematoda; Chromadorea; Rhabditida; Rhabditidae. The transcript has 12 exons.